AUGCGGGGUCUGUGGUCGGGCGUCCUUGCCCGAGGCGGAUGUGGUCACCAGCCACCCCAGCCCGGGCUGGAGACUGCGCAAGAGGUGCGGACCUCAGGUGGAGAAGAGGAGUGCAGUAGGCGGCAGUGGGGUUGGCAGGAAGGGGAGGAGGAGCCCGUGCCUCACCUCGUCCCUCCCAGCCGGAACGGCGGCCCCUGCGGUGCGACCGAGGUGGCCUCCUGGACAAGUGCCAGCGCUCGCCCACCUGAAACCGGCCCUGGGCCGCCAUGCGCGACUGAGCCGGGGCACAAACCCCAGGCACGGCGCCCGCAGCGGGGCCCUCCUCACCGGGGCGCGGGAGGCGGACGGGCCCUUCCCCAGGACGGAGAAGGGGCGCGGGACGGGGUAGGAGUCGUGAGCCGCUGGGCGACAGAGAGGCACUUAAGUUCACCGGGAUUGAAGCAGGUUGAAAUUCGUGACGCAUUCCAGGGAGUCGUGUUGUGGUUCUUGAGGCUGAAGAACAUCUUUGACUUCUCUCGGGCCACUUUUAACCUAGUUCUCACCAUCUUCAGCCACCUCCUGGUUUCUGUGCAGAUAAAAGGAGGUCACUCCAAUUGCAUCACAAUUAUUUCCUUGAGACUGGCUGUAAAAGUUAAUGAAGAAGAGUAUUUAAUUCCACGCAUAAAAGACUUCAUAAAGCACUAUGGCUCUGGCUAUACCCCAAAUGAGCUGCUGAGGAUGGAGUUGGCUAUUCUGGACAGACUGCACUGGGACCUCUGUAUCGGGACACCGCUGGACUUCUUGACUAUUGAAAAGUAUGGGGUUUUCUGUUCUAACAAAAAUCAUAGUUUCCAAUUCCACGCCCUGGUGGUCCUGAGCUGGCCCCAUGUGGUGGAGCUGCUGCCUCAGAGGAAUCCUUCCCUCCACGUCGCAUCCCUGACCAGGCAGCUGCAGCACUGUAUGGCGGGCCACCAGCUGCUGCAGUUCAAGGGCUCCACACUGGCCUUGGUCAUCAUCACCUUAGAGUUGGAGAGGCUCAUGCCCGACUGGUGUACUCCUAUAUCUGAUCUGCUAAAGAAAGCACAGGUCAGCACUGAGUAGUACAACUGCUGCAAGGAACCUGUAAAGCAGCAGCUGAGAAGUUUUUAGUCAUCCUCCUACACUGACAAUUUUCUGUUUCAUCUGCCAACCAGCCUCUCUACCCCUACCCCAGUGCCUUCAGAGAAUGGGAACCCUUCUUGCUUGGACUCCUAUGAAUUCUUUGGUUUUAUGACUCCUGUAACAAGAAGGGAAGAAGGCCCUGGAAGAGCAACUGAGAAAAAGUUCCUGACAGUCCUUAGAAGUGGGGGAGGGGGAGGCAGGUCGGGGUCUGUAGAUGUAAGAGUGGUUGGACAGACCAUGACCCUGCCUUUGCUCCCUCUUCUUUGGGCCUGAAACCAGGAGGAAUGAAUGAAUGCUCAAACUACAGCUUGUUUUUCCUUCCUUCUCCAGCAAGGGUUGGUACUGGCCCCUAAAAGAGCUGGAAUAUGAGGCCAGAAGGUGGGCAUUGCUCAGGGAUGAAGGGCCAGAGCUGGGCAGAUCCUUUCAACUUCCUAGGCUUAUCCCAAACACAUGUGCAGUCUUUCAAGUCAGCUACCCUGCCUGCCACUCCAAAAAUGGGACAGUCUCUACAGCUACAUUUAUCCUGACAUGACCAUGACAUAUGCCUUCUCUUCACAAGGACUAAAUUAUAAAGUAUGCUUUGUUUAAUGUACAGUAACUUGAGCAAGCUUUAAGCAUACUUUUCCUUUAUUAAUCUUAAAUGAAGUAGUUUAAAUUAUUAGUUUAACUAGAGAAAUUUUAUGCUAACCCAUGGGUAUUACAGGUUAACACCUAUGACGAGGAGGUGAAGCUCUGAGAAACUUUUGAGAUGAGCAGGUUCUGAGGCCGAGCCUGUUCCAGCCACUGUGCUGCCAGGAAGAGGAGGGGGUUACGAGCAUGGCUGUGAGGGAGAAGCCAGCUGUCUCUCUGAAGCUGUGAUACUAUAGAGCCAUUCUCUAAGCAGUGGAGUCCAGCUGACAAUGAUGCCAGCUGGAGCUGUGUAAGUAGUGUUGGGGAUAUGAAUGACUGAGCCACUCAUUUAGAGGUGGUUUGUGAAGUCUUUCCUCUGUGAACAGUUUUUUUGUAAAUGUGCUAAGCCAUGGGGGAUGGGGGAUAUGAUCUAUUACUAGGUGCAAAGUGGUCAAGGGCCAGAGGUACUAUAAUUGUCUAUACUACAGAAUCAGUGUACAUUUCUAUCUUUUCUUGACACACACUUCCUUGUUGGAGCUUUUGCAAAAAUAAACUUUAAUUGCUUUCAAUGCUA
Galeopterus variegatus (Sunda flying lemur) is the source of this 2323-nucleotide messenger RNA. It is a transcript of the gene CCNI2, whose product is annotated as cyclin I family, member 2. The record is from RefSeq and is a predicted model, not a curated record. Gene Ontology annotation, molecular function: cyclin-dependent protein serine/threonine kinase regulator activity. Gene Ontology annotation, biological process: mitotic cell cycle phase transition; regulation of cyclin-dependent protein serine/threonine kinase activity. NCBI's taxonomy places the organism in Eukaryota, Metazoa, Chordata, Mammalia, Dermoptera, Cynocephalidae. Gene Ontology annotation, cellular component: cytoplasm; nucleus; cyclin-dependent protein kinase holoenzyme complex.